UGAAGUGGUCAGAUGUUAUCUCCAGACCAGAUUGAGUCUCACCGUGAGGAGCUUCUUGAGAGCCAGAACACAGACGGACUGAAGAACAGACACUCAUGUCUCCAUCUGAAGCUGCAUCCACACUCUUCUGCUGGGAUUGGGCUCUUCUGGAAACUGGACUUUAGAGAAAUGAUGCUCAUCUUUGGACUGAUGCUGCUGCUGCUGCAAACUGCUGCAUGUUGGUCUGAACCGCAGAUCAGACUGAACUCUGGCGCUCUGGUCGGUACCGAUGUGAUUCUCAGCUCCAGUUCUCUUCUACAUUUGAUCUGUGAGGGCGACGGACCGGUGACAUGGAUUCCCCGACUGGCCAGACACAAAAAGUACAUCUCCAAAGAGGUUGGAAACAUCCGGAGUUUCCGUGUGGAAAGAGCCACGGUGGAUUUUACAGGAACAUACAAGUGCAUCUAUAUGAAUGAAAAUUAUUCAAACAUGUCGUCUUCUGUUCAUGUGUUUGUCAGGGAUCCCCAAGUUCUCUUUGUUUCACCGAGUACGACUCGGCCACCUGUGGCGAGAGAAGGUGAAGAUCUGUUGAUCCCGUGUCUUCUGACCGAUCCCGAUGCCACAAACUUCACGUUACGCAUGGACAAUGGCUCAGCGAUGCCUUACGGCAUGAAUGCAACCUUUGACCCCAGAAAAGGUGUCCUGAUUCGCAACUUUCAGCCGGGAUUCAUCGCCAACUAUGUUUGCAGUGCUAGAAUUGGAGGGGUUGAGAAAAUGUCAAAGAUAUUCGAAGUAAACAUCGUACAAAGGUUGCGCUUUCCACCGUAUGUGUUCCUGAGGAGAAACGAGCAUGUGAAACUGGUGGGAGAGAGAUUACAGAUCAUUUGCACCACAAAUAACCCAAACUUUGACUACAACGUCACAUGGACACACUCCACUAGAAAGCUGCCUCAAGCAGAAGAGAAAUCAAAGAUGCAGGGGGAUCGUUUGGCCAUCGAGAGCGUCCUGGUCAUACCGGCUGUUCAGCUGUCUGAUUCGGGGAACAUCACCUGUACGGGUCAGAACGAGGCCGGAGCGAACAGCUCCACCACACAACUGCUGGUCGUGGGCGAGCCGUACAUUCAUCUCUCCCCGAAGCUCUCAUCUAAACUCACCCACCGCGGCCUGUCCAUCGAGGUGAGGGAAGGGGACGAUGUGGAUCUUGGUGUUUUGAUCGAAGCAUAUCCACCUCUGACCUCACACCAGUGGGUGACUCCAACAUCCCACAGUGCCUCACUCCCAGAGAACAGGUUUUACAACUACACUGACAGGUACGAGGCACUGCUGUUCCUCAGGAGACUGAACUUCCAGGAGAUCGGCCGCUACACACUAUACGUGAAGAGCAGCAUGAAAAAUGCCUCCAUUACAUUUGAUAUUAAAAUGUACAAGUCUGUGGUGUUUGUGCUGGUCUGGAGUUUUCAGAUGAUGGUUCUGUUUGGUCUGUUAGGAGGUUUUCACAUCUACAUGAGACACACGUCAGGAAAGAAACAGGAAGAUCAAAAAGUGAGAAUGAGAAGAAUUAGAGAAGGACAUGAACACACAGCAGAAGAUUCAUGAGAGCAGCAGCAGAUCUUUUUACCUUUACACAAUCAUCUCUGGCUGAUAACAGAAUAUUUCCUCAAUUGUAACAAGCAUUUUCUGUAAAGCUGCUUUGAAACAACAUGUAUUGUGAAAAGUGUUAUAAAAAUACUUGAAUUGAAAAAGCUUGAAUUCAAAACUGUUCCUCUUGAUCUGUGUGUGUUUGUGGUGUCUGCUGUUUUGCUGUUCAUGCUUUUAAAUUGCUUGCAUUUUUUUUUUUUUUUUUGAUGAUGAUGUUUAACGUUUGGCCACAUUUGUGCAUUUCUUUACAAAAUCUUUGUCACUCUAGAAUAUUAAUAUUCAUUAAGAACAGUAAAUUGAGUCUGUGUUGAAAUUAGGAUGAACUUUUUGGCAUUGAGUUAAAUGAAAAUAAAACUAUUUGAAAUUA
Molecule: messenger RNA, 1984 nt
Organism: Megalobrama amblycephala (Wuchang bream)
Lineage: Eukaryota; Metazoa; Chordata; Actinopteri; Cypriniformes; Xenocyprididae
Product: macrophage colony-stimulating factor 1 receptor
Exons: 9
Coding region: 13-1575 (520 amino acids)
Source: RefSeq, a predicted model, not a curated record